Messenger RNA from Branchiostoma floridae (Florida lancelet), 8064 nucleotides. RefSeq names its product rho GTPase-activating protein 35-like. Gene Ontology annotation, biological process: signal transduction. Gene Ontology annotation, molecular function: GTP binding; GTPase activity. The record is from RefSeq and is a predicted model, not a curated record. NCBI's taxonomy places the organism in Eukaryota, Metazoa, Chordata, Leptocardii, Amphioxiformes, Branchiostomatidae.
UGGCGCUAGUUUCUGUGGACUGGCCUUAUUACCAGUCGGAUCGGCCAGGUAAAAAUGGCGAUAGGUCCGGACUACUAGCACUAGCGGUUGUGUAAUUCCUGUUUUCUACACCCUUUCCACACCAAAUCAACACAUCAAAGCCCGGGAAAUUUUCAUCAAGAACCGAAGAAAACGUCAAGACUACCGAAGUGACACCAAACCCGAAGAAACCGAAACCACUGCAACUGUCCUAGUAUGGAAGUCCAACCUUCUGACCAUCAGUAAACCUGAUGCCACUGGUCUACAGCAAGAUAUCCACCUCCACAUCAUGUGACAUCUUUCCUGCACAUCACUACAAGUAGCCAAUAGAAUCCUAGCUGCCCAAGUCAUCCACCAACCAGAGAAGAGAUUUGUGUGAACAUCAGUAUUAAGUCGUAUCUGCUGCUAUAGGAAUAACAACGAACUCUAAGAAGAAGAUUCAACAUGGCAAAAACGAAAGAGAUGCGGACAUUCAACAUCAGCGUUGUCGGACUUUCCGGAACGGAGAGGGACAAGGGAGCGCAAGGCGUGGGAAAAUCGUGUUUAUGCAACCGGUUCGUUCGCCCCCUGGCGGACAACUACUUCCACGAACAUAUCUCGGUCCUGAGUCAGAGCGACUUUGGCGGUCGCGUCGUGAACAACGACCAUUUCCUCUACUGGGGGGAGGUCACAAAGACUUGGGAUGAGGGACAGGACUUCACGUUCCACGUGGUGGAACAGACAGAGUUUAUAGACGACACGUCAUUCCAGACUUUAAGGACGUCCACGUUCAUGCCCUACAUCAAGCGAGCCGCGGUGGCCAAGGUGGUGUCUGCAGAGAAACUCAUGUACAUUUGUAAGGAUCAGUUAGGUAUUGAGCAAGACUUUGAACAGAAGACGAUGCCCGAAGGCAAGCUGAACAUCGACGGUUUCAUCCUGGUCUGCGACGUUAGUCUGGUUCAGAACCGGCCGCAGGAAGACCAGAUGCGAUUCUUACAGAACUGCUUCACAACUCUAGCAAAAACCAAGAAGCCAGCCCUCCUGGUGGCUACAAAGUGUGACGACGCGGUCGACCAGUAUUUGAGAGAGGCGCGGGACUUUGCGUCGAACCGGAGAAUGUCAGCUAAGAAGCUGUUCAGACGACACAUUAAGAAGCUGAAGGAAGAGCACCAGGCCAGGAGGCAGGUUGAGUACCUGAGUCAGCUCCCGCGGGCUCUGGACGCUCUCGCUCCAAGUCUGGACCUCAUCUUAUGUGUGUCUCUGUGUCUGUGUCUGUUUGUGAAUGUGAGGCAGGUGGAGUACCUGAGUCAGCUUCCUCGGGCUCUGGACACUCUCACACCUAGUCUGGACCUCAUCUUAGACAGGACUUGGCCGAGCGUACAGAACAUCCUCCAGAGGCAGGACCAGUUCGAGGAGUGGUUUGUUGUCCUGCCGGAGGACAUGCCGUGGCGAGAGAGCGACCACGUGGACAGCAUGGUCGACAAGAGAAUACCCUUUGACCUGCUGGAGAUGCCCGAGGCCGAGACGGUUUUCAAGAACCAUGUCAACAAACUACAAGCUGCACAGAAGAAAGAAAGAAUGAAGCACGAGUUCAGGAGAUUGCUGGAGCACACGGGACAUGUUUUACCGGGCAAGCCUUGGGAGGAUGUGCACAUAUUCCUCAUGGAGGAAGAGAGCUACCAGGAGUUGACGGAGGGUGAAAAGAUCGACAUCUACAGCUACCACCAGAGGGAGUUGAUCGAACGGGCGCGGGAAGACUUUCAGGAGCUCCUGUUUGAGAAGGCCGACCUGUUCGCGCGCCUCGAUCCCCACGAACAGAUUUCCCACCAAGACUUAGUCGACAUCAAGGAAGCAUUGCAGGAAGAAUCCAGAUACCAGGCCCUGGCCAGACUAGACAACGAGAGGGACGUGUUGCUACUGAAACACAUCGGCUUCAUCACGUGCCCCUCCAAGGAGACCUGUCUCAGCGGGCCCAACUGUAUGGAGACAUUGUUGCAGAAUGCUGUGGACACUGCUGUGCACAGACCGACAUCUUGGAACAGACACAGCCAGUGGAUGUUUGACCCCAACGCUUCACAACUCAACAUCGUCAUACUGGGAGCAGACGGACUGGCAGAUGAACUAGCUAAUGAGAUCAAGUUGCAGUGUAAUGAAGAAGAGUACACCCUGGAUGGGAACAUCUACAGUCUGGAGCUCAGACCCAUCGAUGGUGAUGUCACUCAGCCCAUGUCCUCAUUCAAAACACCCAAGUUCACUCCAAAUGGUUGCAUCUGUGUGUAUGACUCUGUGGAGUCGCUGAAGUAUGCCCAGUCCAGCCUGGAGCAGACCGUCAUCAGAUCAGGAACCCUCUCCAUAGACAAGAAGGAGCGUGCUCCGUUCCAGGGCCUCCCCUGUGCAGUCAUCCUGGCCAGAAACUCGGCCAACACGGACAAGGACCUGUCCUACCUACGGGAGGAGGGCCAGCAUUUGGCAGAGAGGCUGCAGUGUCCCUUCAUCGACAUCUCCAGCACCGAGUUCUUCCCCAACCGGAAGUUCCAGGAGGCUCAGAUCCAGCAGGCCAUGCGGGCGCUGGUGGAGAGCUUCCGACACCGCGAGGGCUGGAUCGGGUCUCAGAGCAUCGAGCAGCUCAUGGAACCUGACAUCAAAGUGAAGUUGAGUACUGUGUGUGGGGACCCGUACAAUGUGGAGUUACCACUGGCCCCACUCCUGAACCACCAGUGCUGCACUGGAAACUCCUGCAGAGUGAAGUUGAGUACUGUCUGUGGGGACCCGUACAAUGUGGAGUUACCACUGGCCCCACUCCUGAACCACCAGUGCUGCACUGCUGCUCCGGAGAAGCCAUCCACACUCAUCGUGGAAACUUUCUUAGGUUCUUGCAAGAGAAGAGUAGAGCUGAGACUAACGUCCUUCCACUCGGCCCAGAAGUACCGAGAUGAGCUCGUCCAUGGGUACAUCCUGGUCUACUCUGCCAAGAGAAAGGCAUCUCUGGCAAACGUCAGAGCUUUUGCCUCCAACCUGAAGAACGUCCCAGUGCACAUCCUGGCAGUGACGGAGAGCGGCAGUGUGAACGCGUUUUUCACCAACGAUGUGGAACAAGUCCUGAUCACGGAGGGCAACGCCCUGGCAGACCAGCUCACCGCCAAGUUUAGCACCACCUCGUCACAGUUCCAGAAGCAGACUGCAGUCUUCACACCCUUCUUCAAGGAAUGCUGGGAAAAGAAGGAGAGCACGGAGACAGCGUACAAACGUCAGCCGUCGUCAGAAGACGAGCCCACGGAACGCGAGGUUUGGGAGAGCACGUUCGGCAGGGUUCGGCCACCCGCAACUCUACCUAAACCUUCCCGAGUACCCCUGCCAAGGUAUAGUUAUGAUGAAGCCCCACAGAACUACAACUCCGAUGAAGAGCCACCUCCAUACAAUGGGGAAGGUUACCAUGACAACCACCAUGAAGAACACCUCCUCAAGCCCAGCCAGGUCAGAGAUCGUCAGCAGCAGGGCAGAGGGGAGGCAGCUCACUACCGGCUGGAGGGGUUCCGCUCCCCGCGACGGCCCCCUCCCCGCUACCACUCUCUGCACCACUCUCCCUCUCUAGCCAGGGUUAGGAAAAUGCACGAAGGGAGCAUGUUCCUACUUUUUGAGACUGGUUUUCAACGUAAGAAUGCAGCUUCCGCUUCCUUCGACCACCCCUCGUAUGAGAGCGGCACUGCCUCCUCUACUGUGUGCAGCUCGGCAGCCAUUGCAUGCCUUGCUACGCUCCCACGUCCUCCUAUCUCCCAUAGCGAGGGCUGGAUAGACAACAGACUUUAUGACAGAAGUGCUGGUAGACAAGACACAACAAGAUGGCACGAGAAUGUUUUAUACAACCAAGUACGACCGCCAGGAAACAAGCCUCUUCCACCUGGACCCAAGCCAAUCAUCCCAGCAAAACCGCACGUAGGCAAGUUAAACCCGAGACAGUUUACCAAAGUGGCCGACGCCGUGUCUAGAUUUAACGAACAAAGCAGCUUGACUCAGCCGAGGCAAAGGGAAAGACACCCUUCUUAUAAGGGCCGGGCUCCCCUGGCAACUCCAGAAAAUGUGGAAAUAGGGGAGUACGCGAGCGUGCGAGACGCCAUUCCGAACCUCCAACCGUUGCAGCCUUACGGUCAGCUAGAGUCACCACAGUAUGCCUGCCCCCAUGAUGCACUGCCAGGAGGAAAGAUCCGGAAAAUUAAGAGUAUACGAGGCCAACCCCAUGGGACAGAUAGACAAGCAACCACAGACAGUGACAGUGAAUACAACAGCUCACUAGAGCGAGAGAGAAGAGACAUCUACAACAGGAGGCCCACCCCCAAGAAGACGGGAAAACGGAGAGUACCGGACAACGAGGGGUCACCUCCGCCGAGCAGAGGACCGUACGCUUCCACAGACAUCAUUAGAAAUAGGCCGACUGGAACAGGGAAUUCGCCAUCAGAAGACAGUGCUGGUACUGGUGACGAGUUCCCAAAGAACACCGGGCUGAAGAAGAAAAAGUCCUUCCGAAAAGGGACGACGAAGCGAAGAGACGCGACCUCCCCCCAAACCUCUGACACCGACGCCAUCUCACCAAGACCAGCUGGAAGGUUUGCUCCUGACUCUGCCUACCAGUCUGAUGGUGAUGAUGAGGAGAGAAAGAAGCGCAACAAAGAGCUGGAAAAACUGGAGCGUCAGCAGAGAAAAGACACGAAGAGGAAACAAAAGGAAGAGGAGAAACUGAAGAAGAAGAUGGAGAAGCAGAAGUCCAAGACAAAGCCGUUCCCGCUGCCUCAGCAGAAGAACCUGAGUGGGAACUACUUUGGUCUGCCCAUGGAGAAGAUUGUCCAGUCCGAAGACAACCCCAUCCCCCUGUUUGUGGAGAUGUGUGUCAAGUACAUCGAGAACGAAGGUAUAAGAACAGAGGGUAUCUUCCGAGUGAACGGCAAGAAAGAAGACACUGACCUGAUUCGGCUCAAGUUUGAUGAAGAGGAGAUCACAGACCUGAACGACCUUCAGGUUGCCGACGGCGACCACAAGGUCAGUGUCAACGCCGCAGCAGGAGCACUGAAGUCCUUCUUUGUGGAACUACCGGAACCUCUCAUCCCUCACAGUGUGCACGAUGACCUGAUCGUAGCGAUAAGCACCAAAGACGAUCAGAUCAAGACAAGGAACCUGAGGGAAGUCUUGAGAAAGCUGUCACCCGUCACUCAAGCCGUCUUCAAGUACCUGCUGGAACACUUGUACAGAGUAAGCGAGUUUUCGUCAGACAACAAGAUGACGAGUGAGAACCUGGCCAUUUGUUUCAUGCCCACGCUGAUGCGCCCCGACUUCAGCACCUUCGACAUGGGCGCGCAGAGCCAGAAGAUCCUCCUCAUGGAUAACUUCAUCCGCCUGACGCCUCAAAUUUACGAGGACGCCGGAUCAUAACCCCGCCUGACGGAGUGGAGCCAUUGGCUCCUUUCUAGGGUGUAGGAGUAAAGUGUAAUCUCCAAGCAGAUCCUACGGUAGCAUAAGACAGUAUCAAAAGCUGGCAAAGGAGUGAAGCCGGCUUAGUAGUGUGUUUCGCUACCGGGGCAAAUGGACAUCUCUUGGCUGUCUACACUCCUUGUCCAGUCUGGUACUAUCUUAUGCCAUUGUAGGAUCUGCUUGGAGAUUAGUAAAGUGCACGAACCGUGCACACGCCGGCGAGGGCUUUGCGUACAGAGCAGGAGCGUUGCAGCUCGAUUAGUUUGUAUAGUUAAAAUCACACUACUCCUUACUUUGCUAGACCGGCAAGGGAAGCUGCACUUUUCACACAAUCAGAAAGAGGGCGCUUUAUAAAAGCAGAUCUUUUCUGAAUCAACACAUGAUGAUGCUACCCAGCAAACAUUUCUCAAGCGUUGGAGUUGUGAAAAUGUCUUUGAGAGAGAGAAAAAAAUGCUUUUUCCAGCAUCUAUACAAUAUGUAUACAUGGUGCAGUUGCUAUGAAAGAAAUUUUAUGAUAUCGUGAUAUUCAAACGUGUUUUCACCAUUGUACAGAUUUACUCUAAUGUAUUAAGUAAGUAGUGCUCGAAUAUAGGACUGACUGACAGUGCACAUAAUUAUACAAAGAGUUGCACUAUUAACAGUAUCGGAAGAGUUUUACAAAUCAUUUCCGACAAAUUUUGGAGGGGGUGUCUAAAGGGUGGCCCCCGAGUGUGUGAGCGAUCGCGUGGUGAAACCUACUUGUUGUUAAUAUCAUUAAUAAUAAUAAUUGCACAGUAAUAUGAAUGGGCUACAAAGGCAUAUUAACUGCCCAACAUUUCUGAUAAUUGUUUUGUACAUAUAUAUUAAGAUGUUUCAUCAGAGUGUCCUUUUGCUGCUUUUGUGUAGGUGUGCUGGGUUUUGGAAAGGAUCGGUACAGCAGUUUCUUUCAGUUGUAAACUAUUGUCUCAUUUGUCUGUGUGCCUAAACACUACAUUCACUUACUCUCAUAAAAUUGACAUUGUUACAAGAGAGAGCUCCAUUCCAAGUGGAUUAUUUUAGUGUGCUGCUCAGAAGGAUAGCUUUGACUUCACAAUUUUUUUCUAAGUUAUGCAGUUUUUCUGCCUUUCCUAGUUUUUUGAGGGUGGAAGAAAUGUUUUAGACAAAAACAUCAAUGCCUUAUAUUCUUCAAGUGCUGUCCACUACGCUUUGUUUCUUACCAGUUUUGUACAGCAGUGCGCAAGAAUCUUCUUUAAGUUUUGUCUCUGAGAAUUCCAGUGUUGUGUUAAAUGCAAUGCUAUGGGUUUACUAUGUACAAAUGAUAAGGGUGUAUUUGUAAGGAAGUGUAAUUUGGGAAGCCAUGACAUGCUAUUGAAUAUGGAUACUUUGCAACCAUUGUACUGUAUAGGGUUUUUGAAAGCAAAUAUGUUUCUGUCAUUUUUGUUGUUGCUUUCUUUUCUGGUGUUGUAAGUCAUUACUCAUUUAUAGAUAGGGCCUUACAGUUACUGUAAUAAUAGGCUGUACCUCCCCACCCUGCCUACUCGUUUGUGUUCUUCCAUACAUUUUGUAGCAUGUUUGGACAAGUCCACUGAUAGUACAGGUGUGUACAAGUAAAUACUACAGACCACACUAUAAGAAGGGUAAGGAAAAAAAAACAUGCAAGUCUACAGUUUUGGGAGCGUUAGAUAUAAAUGUGAGAAACCAUGAAAUGUGGGGAAUUUCCUAUGUAUGUACAGAUGAUACUGCUUUUAAUAAACUGUACAUUUUAUACCAUUCUAACUCAUUUAACGAGGUUUGUAAACAUUGUGGCAGAUUCCAAGAAGGAAUCCGUUUGUGUUUCUUGAUCUUUGAAGAUUCAGACGUACGGAAAUCUCUGAAUGUUUUGAACAGAGCUGUAUAGAUUAUGCAGUUUGUAAAACAAGAAGGCAUGUGGUGUACUUUUUUCAAACCUGUCAAUGGAACUUGCUGACCAAUGGGAUGUCUUGAUAGAUCAGCCAAUGAAUGGACACUUUUGAAAGCAGCCAAGAAACGUGUUUGUAAUGGAAUAUGUGAAGAUGUGAUGCAAUCUUUGAAAACUUUUUUUUUCUUUGUACAAAAAUAUGAGUCUUUACGAUGUUCAAAUUCUAGAUACAAAAAAAUACUAUUGUCUAAAUCACUACAGUGUUACCGAGGUUAUACUACAAUAGCACAACUCUCAAAAGUAUUUCAGAAUACCAUGUCUUUUUCCCAACUAACUGUCCCCAAAAUGAUCUUCCAUAGUUAAAUUCCAGGUAUUCCUGUGAAGUAUGUUUUUGUAACUAGUACUCUUCAGCCACAGUCAAUAACAUUAACAAGAAAUUGUAUGGAAAAUUGCUUAUGACAAUGUUUUAUUUAUGGCAUAUAGUCAACUGCUAAUGAAAACUGCUGGUUUACUGAAAAUACAUUUCCAUGGUACCUUGUUGUUGCUAUGUGAUGACUUCAGAGAGGUGUACAGAAACAACUCAUUGUGAUAGGAACAACGGCCAACAACAUUCUGUGCUUAUAUUUGCCCUAGCCUGUAGAGUGAGAUCUUAACCAUUUUUACUCCAGCGCUACUUCAUUUUUAUACCAUAGUCUGCUGAAGAAAUAAAGGGGCAUGUACAGUAUUUUGAA